AUGACGGAAUCUAGCAUCAGACAAAGAAAAAAGAGCACAGCGGCGCCGAACGGUGUUGCCGGCACGCCGGAAGAGCACCCAGGAGGAGAUAUUAGACAUGGAGGCAUUAUACAAGCCAUACGAUUCUUCCUGUUCAUAACCUGGUUCUUGUGCGGAAGCUGCACGAUAUGUGUGACGCAGUGGAUCGGGAUUCCGUUAUACUGGAUCAACAAGGACCUCUACUAUGCCUACAUGGCUCUUACGAAACAGUCUUUCGGCAUAAUGAUUACAACGGCGAUACAAUGGUGGUCUCCCAUAUUGAUGAGGGUGAGCGGGGAUGAGUCUGUGGCGGGGCAGUUGCGAAAGACUGCGGAUGGGAGGAUCGAAUGCGAUUUCCCCGAGAGAAUGAUUAUGGUGGCGAAUCACCAGCUGUAUACGGAAUGGCAAUAUCUGUGGUGGGUGGCGUAUACGAAUAAACCCCAAAUGCACGGCCACAUAUACAUCAUGCUGAAGGAAUCCUUGAAGUACAUCCCAAUUAUCGGAUGGGGUAUGCUCUUUUACGGAUUCAUCUUCAUGUCCCGGAAAAUGGAGACUGACCGGCCGCGAAUUGCCCACCGGCUUAAUAAGUUGAAGGCAGUACAUUCCGGGCCGUUGUCAGGCACCUCAGGACUCGAUCCGAUGUGGCUCUUGAUCUUUCCAGAAGGCACUAAUCUAAGUGAGAAUACGAGCAAGAAAAGUAAAAAAUGGGCAGAUAAAAUUGGAGUCAAGAAUAUGGAACAUACACUUCUUCCUCGUAGCACGGGUUCAUUCUUCAUUUUGAAUGAACUCAAGGGGACUGUGGAAUAUGUUUACGACUGUACGAUGGCUUAUGAGGGCGUGCCACGAGGAAAAUUCGGUGAAACUUACUACACUCUCCGAUCCAUGACUCUACGGGGCCAAGUACCACCAUCCGUCAAUAUGUACUGGCGACGAUUCGCCAUCAAAGACAUGCCACUCGACAAUGCCGAAGAAUUCGACGCGUGGCUGCGAGAGCGGUGGUACGAGAAAGAUGCUCUGAUUGAGCAGUACCUUACAACUGGAAGGUUUCCCGGAAGCCAGCAAGUGACCAACGACGCUACUACAGGCGAGGAGAAAGAAAAGCACAUCGAGGUUCAAGUCAAGUUGGGGCAUUGGUACGAAGUGGCCAAUAUUUUCGUCGUGGUGGCUACGGCUGCACUGAUUGCGAGUUCGUUGGCGAGGGUAUGGAACGGGAUGUUUUACGGGAAGGACAUGGCUUAA
Messenger RNA from Lachnellula hyalina, 1257 nucleotides. RefSeq names its product putative acyltransferase (gene SPBC428.14). The record is from RefSeq and is a predicted model, not a curated record. NCBI's taxonomy places the organism in Eukaryota, Fungi, Ascomycota, Leotiomycetes, Helotiales, Lachnaceae. Gene Ontology annotation, molecular function: acyltransferase activity. The coding region runs from base 1 to 1257 and encodes 418 amino acids. Gene Ontology annotation, cellular component: endomembrane system. The transcript is spliced from 4 exons.